Molecule: messenger RNA, 1551 nt
Organism: Chaetomium globosum CBS 148.51
Lineage: Eukaryota; Fungi; Ascomycota; Sordariomycetes; Sordariales; Chaetomiaceae
Exons: 4
Coding region: 1-1551 (516 amino acids)
Source: RefSeq, a predicted model, not a curated record
AUGGACCCCGACCGCGAGGAAGUCCAACGAGCUCUCUCGCUCAUCGAGGAUCUCGAUCUGCCGCACCCGACAGGCCCAUUGAUCUCGUUAUUUGUAACAGAGGCUCUUCACCCCGUCCUCGCCGCGCGCUACGUUAUCAACAGACUGUCAACGGGCAAAGCUCGCUCUCUGGUGGCCGACUGGAUCUAUAUUGUUGAAUCAGUGACGAGAUUUGGUCGUCCCCGGCCACCCCCUGAUGCCAAAACUCAGCAAAAUGUCAGGAAACGAGAUGGGAAUAGGUGUUGCAUUACCGGCAAGGCCGGUACUCUUUGGGAUCCUUUGCUUGUUGUGCCUAUUCUUCCUAUUCCCUCCCGCUGGGCUGUAGACAAGGCGGCUACCAUCCGUGAUCGAGGUGAGGCGGGACAUGGCCCCUAUUUUCUUCCUCUGGCCACGAGACUAACAAUCAACGCCUGCAACCAAAGUAUGAAGUCGAGCCAUAUCAACACUGCGGCCGAGGAGCCAUUCGAAGUCGACGGUCCAUAUGCACUCCUCGGUGAUCACUCACGCUCGGGCAUCAUGACAGUAGAACCCGCACUUUAUCACGCACUCAAGCUCGACUGGCCAGGAGCAUCCGAUAUGUCGGCACUCGCCAAAACCAUCGCGCCUCAAAUCUUUCCCUCACAACAAUGGCAGCCCCCCAUGGAGGGACAGCUUACAGCUCGGGAAGCUACACUUCCGCAAACGGCUGGCGCUGUCUCCGCAGGGAAUGCCGCGCCGCCGCCUACGACCUCCUCCGCCACCUCGGCGACCUCCUCUACGGCGUGCCCGACCCGACCUACUACGUCCGGCGCCUCCCCUUCGGGCUCUACCUCAAAUACCGCAGCGAAGCGGACCUCGCGCGCAACGAAUUCAACGCGCUCACCCCGCCUGCACCACGAGACCUCCAUCCCGGCCCCGACCCCGCUCGACCUCCUCCCCGACGAGGAAGACAACGCCUACCUGCUCAUGACCCGCCUCCCCGGCCACCCGCUCUGGCGCUGCCAGGAGCUCUUCUCCGACGCCGACUGCGACGCCAUCGUCGCCCAGCUGCAGGACUACGUGGGCCAGCUGCGCGCCCUGCCCCGCACCGGCGCCGCCGCUACCAACCGCCACAUGCUCAUCUGCAACACCCUGGGCGGCGCGUGCCGCGAGCACCGCAUCCGGGAGGCGGCGCCCGUGGGACCUUUCGCGGACGAGGCGGCGUUUAGCAGGUGUUUGCGGCUGGGGGAUGACCCCGCGCGCAGAGGCCAUGGGGUGGUGUUUACGCAUGCGGAUCUGAGUCCAAGGAAUGUGCUGGUGGAGAGGUUUGUGAGGUGGGAUGGGAGGCCUGGGUGGCGGGUCACGGGGAUUGUGGAUUGGGAGACGGCAGGGUAUUAUCCCGAGUAUUGGGACUAUACGAAGGCGGUGUUUGGGGCGGGGAGGUGGAGGAGGAGGUAUGUGGGUAUGGUGCAUAGGGUGUUUGCGGCGUUUGGGGACUAUUCGAGGGAGUUGGAUGUGGAGAGGAGGAGUUGGGAGUUGGGUGAUGGUGUAUAG